UCUCACAAGCAACCGAUCGAUCGAGUGACCAUCUUCUCCUUUUGUUCUUUGAGAAGGACCGACCACCAGCCAUGGCGCUUAGCUUCAAGAUGGCCGCCUCCCUCGUCGCCGUCGUCCUCCUCCUCUUGGCCACCCCAAUAGUUCGAGGUUCCGCGUUGGACGACAUGGUGCCGGUGCAGAUGCCGGCGAAGCAGCUGGCGGUGGCGAUCUCCGGCGCCGCCGCCACAAUAAUGGCGGGGUCGCCCAGCUGCCUGCAGUGCCGGUGCUGCUCCAGGUCGAGCCCUGGGACAUGCGUGACGACCACCUGCUGCUCCAGCUUCAAGUGCGACAGCGGCGGCAGGUGCAACCUCGUGCAGGAGAAAUGCGGCUGCAGCGGCUGCGGCAACUCCAACUAGUCGGCCGGCCGCCGGCGGCCGCCUACUUGACCGGCAUGCAUCGGAUCGGAUCGAUGUAUGGGAGUUUUUUUUUAGGAUUUUGGCUAGCUAUAAUCAUCUUGGAUUAAACAAGCAGUGUACCACUGCAGGGCACGAGUACGUAGGAAUUGUCAAACUCCUUAUGUCUUUUAUUCUGAUAUAUCAAUGUUGAGAAGAAUAAAAUGAGCACGCAAAGUGCGUUUUAAAA
Molecule: messenger RNA, 621 nt
Organism: Zea mays
Lineage: Eukaryota; Viridiplantae; Streptophyta; Magnoliopsida; Poales; Poaceae
Exons: 2
Coding region: 72-395 (107 amino acids)
Source: RefSeq, a predicted model, not a curated record